This is a messenger RNA of Echinostoma caproni, 714 nucleotides long. The record is from the annotation of a GenBank genome assembly. Lineage: Eukaryota; Metazoa; Platyhelminthes; Trematoda; Plagiorchiida; Echinostomatidae.
AUGUUGAAUAAUCGGGAAAGCGUUUUCAAUUCAUUGAACAACGAUGCACUGGCCGCCCACAAUCGGUUUCGGGCUAUGCAUGGCUGCCCUCCGUUGACCCUCGACUCUGCUCUGUCUCGAUCGGCACAGAAGUGGGCCGAAGAUUUGGCUCUAAAUCAGUGCAUGCGCCACAGUGAUCAAACCACAUACGGGGAAAAUUUGGCCUAUAUGGGUGUCACGAAGGAAACAUUUUUUGGUGGGGGAGACGCAUCAAAAAUGUGGUACAGCCAGAUCGAUUUCCAUGACUAUGAUGGUGAAAUGACAUAUGAAACCUGCUAUUUCACGCAAAUGAUUUGGAAAGACACGAAGAUUGUUGGUUUUGGUCAAGCCACCAGUGCUGACGGUUGCGCAUGCUACAUUGUGGCACAUUACAUGCCCAAGGGGAAUAUUCGUGGACAGUUCCACACCAAUGUGUUUCCACCAAGGCUGGACGCGUUUGCAGAACAGUAUGAUUCAAUGCGAAUGUCUCAAGCGGCCACCUUGCCGGCCGUAACGCCCAGUAUACCGGCUCGUCCGGAGACCAAAGAGGAACGAAAAGCGCGCGAAAAAGCGGAGAAAAAAGAGCGAGAACGGUUGGAGAAGGAACGAAAGGAGAUGGAAAAACGAACAAAGAAGGAAUUAAAAGAAAGGGAAAAAUUGGAAAAGAAAGAAAAGAGAAAAUCGCUCAAAUUGUAA